This is a messenger RNA of Papilio machaon (common yellow swallowtail), 864 nucleotides long. Its product is annotated as lipopolysaccharide-induced tumor necrosis factor-alpha factor-like. The transcript has 3 exons. NCBI's taxonomy places the organism in Eukaryota, Metazoa, Arthropoda, Insecta, Lepidoptera, Papilionidae. The record is from RefSeq and is a predicted model, not a curated record. Bases 265 to 768 code for a protein of 167 amino acids. Gene Ontology annotation, molecular function: zinc ion binding.
GUCUCAACGUCAUAGUAAAUAGUCGAUAAUUAAAUGCAAAUUAUCUAUAUUUAAACAAUAGAGCGAGAUAGACAUACAAAGUGUAAUAAGCCAAUACGUAUACGUACCAGUUAUCAUUAUCUUAUCAUAGUUUCAGUAAUCUCUAGCCAGUGUUGGUUCAGAAACAAUUUUAUCGAAUGACAAGAGUUUGUUUGUGAGUGCGUUAAUUAAACAGUGUAUCAAGAUUUUAUUAUAAAUCAGUAAUUGUUUUUUGUAAAUGUUAUAAUGCAAUCAAAUAGUGGAUCUAAGGACGAGACUAGCGUGUACAAUGGUACGGACACCUUCCAACAUCCACCGACCGCUCCUCCACCAUAUCCUGGGCUUCCGAACCCCGAGCCUACGAAUCCGGGGCCAUCGUACCCUGGGUCACAAUACUCUGGAUCACAGAACUAUAGGCAACCGCAGUCAGAACCAGCGUCGCACCCUCGUGUUGUACAAGGGCCAAAUGUAGUACAUGUGCAGCAUGUAAUACCGACUGUAAUACCAACUGUGGUGGUUGGACAUCGGAUGGGUCCCAACUCGACGGCCUUUGUAUGUAAAUCUUGCAACCAUCAGAUCGUCACUCGUGUGGAACGUAACGCUUCGUUAAGAACUCACUUGGUGGCGCUAUUUUUGUGUUUUGUCGGAUGUUGGCCGUUUGCUUGUUUGCCGUAUUGCAUGGAUUCCUGUAACAAUGCCGAUCACUAUUGUACGAACUGUGGCGCAUAUAUCGGAUCAUACACUGGCUAAAAGAAGAUCGGUUCAAAAACCAUAUUAUGUGACUUACAAUACUUUUGAAUAACAAAUAUGUGUUUGAUGUAUUUUAAGGUAAAAUUUUUAAACUUU